GUAUCGUUCGCAGUAUUCUACCGCGCACCGACCUCUACGCUCGUCAGCGAAAUACGCGGUGGUCGAGACUGCGAGUAUAAAUCGAGUGGCCGGAUACCGACGACGCUGACAUCCGAUAAUUCCGGCACCGGCCGUUCGGUCCGAUAACCACCGUCGAGCCUCUCGAUAUAGCUCGGUAUCGUAAACCCGGCCACGUCCACACCGGAAGUACGAAUCGAUCUAAAUUAUAUUACAUAAAAACAGACGAAUAGAUAGCGGAGAACACCAGAUCGGUGAUUUUUUUUUCCUACAAGGAACAUCACCUUCCGUGGCCGUUGGUCAUGUGCAGGCCGGCCGAUGCUGCUGUAAAACGCCUAGUCACGGUCUUCGCAGCCGCGGCGGUGGUUGCGGGGGUAGCGGCCGUCACGCGACACCCAGUGGUCGUGGUGGUGUCAUUCGACGGUUUCAGGCCCGAUUACAUCCGGCCCAACGUGACGCCGCACAUGGCCCGGUUCCGGGACGCGUCCGCCGCGCCGCCGUACAUGCGCAGUGCGUUCCCCACGAAGACGUUCGUCAACCACUUCACCAUGGCUACCGGAAUGUACUCCGAGAACCACGGCGUGCUCGACAAUUACAUGUUCGACAAAGACUACAAGACGAUGCACUACACUUACGAGCAGUUCCAUUACGAUGAUUCGRUGGUGCCCAUCUGGAUUCAAAACGAAAACAACGGAGAUGGACGAUAUAGUGGUGUGAUGAUGUGGCCAGGAUCCGAAUUUGCAUAUCAAAACAAAUAUCCUACCCAUAUUCAAACCAAGGAAAAAUUCAAAGUUGGAGUGCACGGGUACGACAACGAGGAACCACUGAUGCGAGCCAUCUUUAUGGCUUCCGGCCCGGCGUUCAAGAAGAAUUAUUCGGCCGUGCAGUUCAACAACGUGGACCUUUACCCGCUGAUCGGCCGGAUCGCGGGCCUAGCCGAACCGAGCCGACCGACUGACGGGACCAUCAAAGGCGUUGAACAACUGCUGUCGCCCCAGCCCGACGGCGCCGCCCCCGUGACCACGCAGCCCGUCUUAGGUAUAUUCUCAGCUUUGUUAUUACACACGAUCGCACGGAGUCUGUGAACCCAAAAACCACUCAAAUACCCCGUCACCACUCGUCUGUGGUUUGACCCAAAAUUCGAUGUCACACAACAACAACAUGUUACUUUUGUCGUCGUCCCUGAUUUUCGGGCGGGGAUGAUGAGGUGGUUGUCGACCCUUUCUCAAGCCCUAUAAACUAUAUAUUAAUUAUAUCAAGGUACAAUUAUUUUGUUUCAGUAGUUUGAUUAGUUCUUCUUCUCGAUAAUUAUAUUGCGUUAAGUAGUUAAUUGUUAUUUAUAACCAAAUAACUAUAUACUUUGAUUCGAUUAAUUGUCCGAACGUGUAUGCACGGUUUACAUAAUAUUAUAACGAAUUACAAAAAUAAAAACUAGCCAAAUCGUAGCCGAUAUAUUAUGAUUUAUGAGUCUUAUCACAGUUGUAUUUUUUUCAAACAAUUUUGACUACUCUAAUAAUAUCGCAAUACCUUAAGGGUAAAAAUAUACUUUUUUCUAUUAUAUUAUAUACCUACCUAUAGUUAUUAAAUUCGUACGUGUCGUAUCGAUUCGCCUUAUUUAAAAUUCAUGUAUAUCGCUUAUUCGCUUAGUCGUACUUAUAUUAUGGUGAAGUAGGUACAAUAAUAUGUAAGUAUGCUGUUGUGCAUUUUUUUUGCCAGCAGUAAACUUAUUUUUACGGUGUAUUGUUAUGAAAUAUUUGUCAUUAAGAUUUGGGGAACGAAAGUUCUAAAUCAUAUUUUUAUUUUUAUUUAUUAAAUUAUUGUACCAAAUUAAACAAUGUAAAUAAGUGAGUCAACUACGGAGUGUGUUUAAUGUAAAAUCAAAAAUAGAACUUAUAUAUAUUUUUAAUAGAAUUAAAAUACAAAAAAAAUAAUAAUAAUAAUAAACUUGUCUGCAUUAUAUUCGCCAUCUUUCAUAUAUACUUUUA
This is a messenger RNA of Diuraphis noxia (Russian wheat aphid), 2003 nucleotides long. Its product is annotated as ectonucleotide pyrophosphatase/phosphodiesterase family member 5-like. The record is from RefSeq and is a predicted model, not a curated record. NCBI's taxonomy places the organism in Eukaryota, Metazoa, Arthropoda, Insecta, Hemiptera, Aphididae.